UAUUACUUAUUAAGAUUUUUCCCAAGAGCAUUUAACGCAGCGUAGCGAAAUAAUAAGAAGGACUUUAGCUCUUUUGCGGCAGAUUAUUCUCCAUAUGGGAGAGUAUUUAUUUAUAUAAAAUUUUGCAUACACACAAGGAGGUGAAUUUUAUUGUGAACUGUCUUAAAAGAUUUGUUUAUAAAUUAAAAAAUUUCAGUUCUUCGGAAUUGUACACAGUCAAAACACGCAGGCAAUACAUACAUAUAUAUAGUGCGUGCGAUGAACAUACAGUGAUACAUUUGUUAAGUGAUCCCUACAUGUUGUUGUAUAAUUAAAGUUGGUUGGUUGAUGAGCGGCUAGCAGCUGUUGCAGAUGCUUGAGAGAAUUUAUUCGCUAGAGAACAAGGUUUUAAUAGUGGAAGAAAUAAUAAUUUUAGACAAUCUAAGAGAGGUGCAACAAUUGUGCAAACACAAAAAAAUUAAAAACCAAAUUUGCUCUGUAUUAAUUGGAACAUUGAAAAAAAAAACCGUAUUGCUACGCGAAAUCAUUUUGAAAUAUUAAAACAUUUUGAAGCGGUGACGAAGUCAAAUUCCUUGUGCCCAAUAGGCAGUUUCAAUCGGGCAGCAUUGAAUAACAGACGCACACAAGUGGCAAAGACCUUGAGCUGCCAGAUACAUUAAAGUGAACAAACGUAUUGAAAAUAUGUCGCGUUUUGUAGUUUUGUUUUUGUUGGGUGCCUUUGUGCUGGUAGUAAAUACAAUGCCUGCCAAUGCAGCCGUUGCUCACGGCCACAAACACGAAAAACAUAAUAGUAAAGAACGACUCAAGGACGGAAUAUAUUCUGGACGAGAUCUUCAUCAUCAAGAAAAUGGGGAACAUAAUGUGGAAUUCGAUCAUGAAGCAAUAAUUGGCAGCGUUAAGGAAGCACAAGAAUUUGACAAGCUGACACCUGAAGAAUCUAAAAAACGCUUGCUCGUACUUAUAAAACUGAUGGAUUUAAAUAAGGAUGGCUUUGUUGAACGUCACGAACUUAAAGCUUGGAUAUUAAGGUCUUUUAAAAAACUGGGUGAAGAAGAAGCGGCAGAUCGCUUGGAAGAAAUCGAUGAAAACGGUGAUGGAAAUAUCAGUUGGAAGGAAUAUCUUAAAGAUAGCUUUUCGAUGGAGGAGGAAAACGAGAAAAAUGAACUAAUCGAUUUUGAUAGCUACGAUGAGGAGAAAGAAAUGAUUAAAUCCGAUAAAGAGCUAUUCAAUGCGGCCGAUUUGAAUAAAGAUGGAGUCUUGGAUUCAAAAGAAUAUGUAUUAUUCUAUUCACCAGAGGAACAUCCCGAAAUGUUGCCAAUUGUAUUGGAGCAUACACUCCGCGAGAGGGAUACAAAUCACAAUGGAGAAAUUGAUUAUGCUGAAUAUAUUGGUGAAACUGGGAAAGAUCGUAGUCGAGAAUGGUUAAUUGAAGAAAAAGAUCGCUUUGAUCACUUGGAUGAGAAUAAAGAUGGUUUAUUGGUGGGAAAUGAGGUACUCAAUUGGGUAGUGCCGAAUAGUGAGACUAUAGCCAAAGAUGAAGUUGAUCAUUUAUUUGUUUCGACUGAUGAAGACCAUGACGAUCGUUUAAGCUAUUUGGAGAUAUUAAGUAAUUAUGAUACAUUUGUUGGCAGCGAAGCGACAGAUUAUGGUGAUCAUUUGCAAAAUAUAAAUCAUUUUAUUGAUGAACUGUAGAUCCUUAUUUAUAAGAAUAAUAUCAUAAAUUCGAUAAUAAGUUGAACCGAACGUACAAUUAUUGUGUGUUGUAUAACUUUAUGUUGAAAACUAUAUACAAUUUAUUAUAAAUUUUUCAUUUAUACAAGUCCUACUUAAUUUAGAUUAAAAGUUUCAUAAUACAAUCAAUACUAUGUGUGUGUGUUUAUUUUUUGUGUAUAUAGUAUGUAUAUGUUGAUGAAACAUUGUGUAAUAAUAAGCAUACAAAAUAUGUAAUACUUUAAAUUAAUCAGUAGAUAAUUGUUUAUUUAUAUUAUUAUACAGAAAAGAGUUCCUGUUUGACAUACAUAUGGUGUGUUGCGUAAGCGGAGACAAUUUUUUUUUUUUUUUUUUUUUGUG
This is a messenger RNA of Ceratitis capitata (Mediterranean fruit fly), 2070 nucleotides long. RefSeq names its product reticulocalbin-2. Gene Ontology annotation, cellular component: endoplasmic reticulum. The record is from RefSeq and is a predicted model, not a curated record. NCBI's taxonomy places the organism in Eukaryota, Metazoa, Arthropoda, Insecta, Diptera, Tephritidae. The transcript is spliced from 3 exons. Gene Ontology annotation, molecular function: calcium ion binding. Bases 682 to 1692 code for a protein of 336 amino acids.